Molecule: messenger RNA, 2612 nt
Organism: Schizosaccharomyces cryophilus OY26
Lineage: Eukaryota; Fungi; Ascomycota; Schizosaccharomycetes; Schizosaccharomycetales; Schizosaccharomycetaceae
Product: ER associated protein disulfide isomerase Pdi2
Exons: 1
Coding region: 123-2363 (746 amino acids)
Cellular component (GO): endoplasmic reticulum
Molecular function (GO): protein disulfide isomerase activity
Source: RefSeq, a predicted model, not a curated record
CGCCUCAUCACAAAGGCCAACUUAACCAGAACCACCAUUCAGAUAGAAACAAACCAAAAGAAACUCUGUAAACUAGGACAAACUGGAUUUGUUUGUUAAAAAAAAAAUAAGAUUCGUCAAAAAUGCAGGUGUUCGCCUCUUUAGGAUUAAAAACCUGGAUCCAGUGGGUAGCCCUUGUGGCUAUCCUUUUUCAGGUUGCUACCGCUUCCGUACCUCUGACGGAUGAAAAUUACCAAACUGAAGUUAAAAAUGGGCAAUGGUUUAUCAAGUUCUAUUCGCCUACUUGUCCUGCUUGCAAACGCAUCGCUCCAAUGUGGGACGGUAUGGCAAAAAAGAUUGAAGAGAAGGCUAAUCAGGUUAAUAUUCACAUCGGCGAAGUGAAUUGCAAGAAAUACUUAAAUCUUUGCAAGGAUGUAAAAGAUUUUCCCACGCUUCGAUUUUAUGUUAAUGGUGAGAAUAAAGACGAAGUAAAUUACAGCGGCACCACCACCGAGGCUUCUCUUUUAGACUUCGUUGAUGCUCGUAUCGCUGACGCUGAAAAGGAAGUUGACGCUGAAAAUGCAGAGGCACAGAAGAAAGUUUCUGAAGACGCUACCACUUCUGAUCCUUCUUUUACAACUUCGACGAGCUCUUUAUCACUUGGCUUUGUUUCCGGCACCUCAACGAAUCCUCAUACUGAUUUCACGGACCUGAAAAUGGUACAAGUUUCUCCUAAAACUUCUUCCAUUAGCCCAAUUUCUUCCUCUUUGCCCUCAUCUUCAUUCACGGUAGCACAAAGUACUGGCAUUCCCAAAGAGAAUCACUCAAAGGCUUCUAGUACGUCUCCCAUUAGUACUGUUUCCGCCCCCAUGAGUGCUGAAGAAAAGUUUACAGCUACUUCAGUGUCCGCGUCUUCUACAACAUCUCAAGCUACCUAUGCCAUCCAAACUGCUCCAAAUGUUCCUGAUGAGGGGGGUGACCUUUCGGAGCCCGUCAAUGAAGAUUCUGAAAAAGCAGCCCAGCCUAAUCCAACUGGCCAUUCCAAGCCUUUAGUCACCCAGGAAGACAUUGACAAUGCCUUGUCAAGUGAAACUGGCUGGUUCGUUCAUUUCUAUUCUUCGGAAUGCACAGAUUCCGCAGUUACUACAGCUACUACAGCUUGGAAUGCGAUGGCUGGAAGAAUGAAGAAUAAGCUCAAUGUUGGUCAUCUCGAUUGUAGCAAGCACAAACCUAGCUGCAACAAGUAUAACAUUCAGCAUUAUCCUUCUUCCAUUUUCUUUAAGGAGAAUGAAUAUGUGGAAUAUAAUGGUCUCUUUAAAGUCGGUGAUCUUACUAGUUUCGCCGAGGAAGCCGCCAACUUCAAGAUCCGCGAGGUGGAAUUUUUUGAUACUACGGAGUCUGAGAAACAUGGAGACGUUUUUUUCUUGUAUUUCUAUGACGAUAAGAGCGCUGAUACUCUUAGUGCAGUUCGUAAAACUGCUAUUCAACUCCUCGGCCACGCCCGUCUUUACCUUACAAAGUCUCAGCAACUUGUGAAGAAGUACAAUGUCAAUAGCUUACCAAAGUUAAUAGUCGUGAAAGAUUCCACACCUAGCUAUUAUCCCACCAGUGUAGCAUCUGAUAUCACCGAUUACAGAAGAAUUUUGAAUUGGAUGAAGAACAACUGGCUUCCAGUUCUUCCUGAGCUCCAAACAUUUAAUUCUGAUGAAAUUGCCAAUACUGAUACUGUUGUUUUGUAUUUCCUGGAUCCUGAUUCAUCUAAUUUCCAGGAAACCAAAAGCACUGCUCGAAAGAUUGCCUCCGAUUGGUUAAAUGAGGAAUCUCGUAAUUAUCAAACUGCUUGGAAGGAAGAAACCGAUAAAAAGAAUGCUCAUCUGAACAAAGCAGAGGAAAAGAAUGAUGCCGAAGCUCUAGAAGCUGCUCGAAACAUGAAUGUUAAGCACAAGCCUGCCCCUACACGAUUUGCCUGGGUAAACGGUAAUUAUUGGGCUAAAUGGUCCAAUAAGUUCAAUCUUGAUAUCAACAAUACAGGUCCCAGAGUGAUUCUAUAUAACCCUUCUAAAGGUAUCUACUGGGAUACAAAUGCUAAGGGUGAGGCUAUUACAGUUGAUGAGGACGUAGUGUUCGAGGUUCUCAAGGAUGUGGAAGCUAAUCCUAAUGCUUUAAAACCUAAAAAGCUUAAAGAGAAUGCUGGUUUGGAGUAUUUGGCAUCUUACGGAUUGGAUACACGUGCUUUAUACUUGAUUUGCGGUGUCGUUUGCGUGGGCAUUAUUGUUUCUUUAUUUGGUGCAAGAAGGAUAAGAAGUCUUGAGCGCCGACACCGAUCUUCACCUAUUCUGCCUAUCGCAACAAAGAAUACGGGUAAUACUGGAAAGUUUGAUUGAUUCAUUAUUCAUGACGGGCUUGUUAUUGAAAAUUGGCGAUUUUACGAAUUUCUAUCUAUUGUUGCAUUAUGAUUAUUAAUCUAUCAUUUUUAUGGGUUAUUCGCUUUAGAUUAAGCAUUUUUACCAUAUAUAAUACUAUACUCUUGUUUCUUAGGUAUAUUAACAACCCAGUUAUAAAAAGUUGAAAUCAAAAACCACCUAUCUCAUACAAAACGUAUAACCUAAAAAAAUCUUUAUUUAAGUACCAAA